Molecule: messenger RNA, 5547 nt
Organism: Aricia agestis (brown argus)
Lineage: Eukaryota; Metazoa; Arthropoda; Insecta; Lepidoptera; Lycaenidae
Product: ATP-dependent RNA helicase dbp2-like
Exons: 8
Coding region: 173-2620 (815 amino acids)
Cellular component (GO): cytoplasm; ribonucleoprotein complex; nucleus
Molecular function (GO): RNA helicase activity; ATP binding; RNA binding
Source: RefSeq, a predicted model, not a curated record
CGUCCGCCAUUUUCCACUUCUAUCGAGUUGUUCGUCGCCGGGAUAAGGAGGUCGUCGAAUUGAAUGUUAAAAUAAAAUAAUAAUCAUAUUCUCUCGUUUGAGAGAUAUCUACUGAAGCUCUUACCACCACGUACCUAUUUAACAUCCAGCAAGAGGAAGCAAAGGCAUCAUCAUGCAGUACAACAGCUUUCACAAUCAACACCCAAUCUUCCGACCUCGGUUUGACCGGAAUGAACAAUUCAAUAAAAUGCCAGUUUUUAAUCCUAUGGAAUUUGGAGGCCCUAAAAAUUUUGCACCAAGAAAUGGAAUGGGCAAUAAAAAUUUCAGACCAAGGAAUGACUUUAACGGAAUGAGGAAUGAUUUUAACCAUGCUAAGAAUGAGGGACCACACAAUGACUUUGGAGGACCUAAAGAUUUUAGGCCUAAAAAUCAAUAUAACAACCAGCAAAAGAAGAAUGAUUACGAAAAUGACAAGCCAAAUGGAAACAUGCAAUACUUUAAUGGAAAAGGGGAGUUUGGUGGUCCCAGACAGCAAAACAACUUCCAGAAGAACAACUACGGCCAAAAGAACUUCAAUCAAAACAAUGGUCAACAGUCAUAUCAAAAGAAGAGUUACAACAACAAUCAAGGGGGUGACUUUAAUGACCGCAACAUGCAGAGUAGGAAGGCAAAACAUCCUGGAGACAGCUUAGUAAAGCCUAUGUGGGACAUGUCUACCUUGGACACAAUCCAAAAGAAUUUCUACAAGCCUCAUGCUAAUGUUGAAGGACGCUCUGAAGAGGAUGUGCAAAGAUACCGUGCGGCUAAAGAAAUAACAGUGAGUGGAAACAAUGUUCCACGACCAAAUCAAAUCUUUGAUGAAGGUAAUUUCCCUGACCACAUUCUAAACACCAUCAAGGAGCAGGGAUGGGAAGAACCUACCGGCAUUCAGGCUCAAGGAUGGCCCAUUGCUCUUUCUGGCAGAGACAUGGUCGGCAUUGCUUCAACUGGUUCGGGUAAAACUCUUGCCUAUAUGCUGCCUGCUGCUGUUCAUAUUGUUCAUCAACAGAGAAUCCAGAGGGGUGAUGGUCCAAUUGCAUUGAUUCUGGCACCUACCAGGGAAUUGGCUCAGCAGAUUCAGUCAGUAGCUCAAGCUUACAGUGCUCGGGGAUGCAUCAGGAACACCUGUCUAUUUGGAGGCUCUCCUAAAGGACCUCAAGCCAGAGACUUGGAAAGGGGUGUAGAAAUUGUGAUUGCCACUCCAGGCCGAUUGAUUGAUUUCUUAGAACGGGGAACAACUAACUUACGUCGCUGCACAUACCUCGUACUAGAUGAAGCCGAUAGAAUGCUGGAUAUGGGCUUUGAGCCCCAGAUUAGGAAAAUCAUUGAGCAAAUCAGACCUGACCGCCAAGUUCUCAUGUGGUCUGCUACCUGGCCUAAAGAGAUUCAAGCUCUUGCUGAAGAUUUCCUGACAGACUACAUCAAGGUCAACAUUGGAUCAUUGAAUCUUUCUGCAAACAACAACAUCAAGCAAAUAAUUGAAGUUUGUGAAGAACAUGAGAAGGAGAACAAACUUACUAAUCUGCUCAAAGAAAUUGCUUCUGAAAAGGACAAUAAAGUUAUUGUAUUUGUUGAGACUAAGAAGAAGGUUGAUGAUAUUGCUCGCGUAGUGCGCAUCAAUGGAUACAAGGCACUGGCCAUUCAUGGUGAUAAGUCCCAGCCAGAGAGAGAUGCUGUACUUACCGAGUUUAGGAAUGGCUCUACUGCCAUUUUGAUUGCCACAGAUGUCGCAGCUCGCGGCCUUGAUGUCGAAGAUGUUAAAUUUGUUGUGAACUUUGAUUAUCCUAACUCAUCGGAGGACUACAUACAUAGAAUUGGUCGUACUGGUCGGUGUCAGCAAUCUGGUACUGCUUAUACCUACUUCACUAGCGGAGAUUCCCGUCAAGCCAGAGCUUUGGUCGCGGUACUCCGGGAAACGGGACAGAACCCACCAGCUAAACUAUCAGACAUGGCUAGAAACAACAACAAUAAUUCUGGUCGCAACCGUUGGCAACAGCGUAAAGAAAAUAACAGCGGCGCCAGCUCACCUCGUCAAAAGAGCAACAACCAAUGGAACAACAAGAUGGCCAUGAACUCGAAUGACGAAAGCCAAAGUUAUCAAAAUCAUAACGCAAGCCAACAAUCCCCACGCUACAAUAACCAGAAUCAGAAUCAAAACUACAGACAAAACAAUUACCAAAAGCAGAUGCCCUUCCCGACACCCAAUGUUUUCGAGUCCAUGGGAAGCUACCAAGGCGGCUACAACAAUGGAUACCAGAACACAUACAACAACCAGAACGCGUAUGGCCAGCGUACGUACGACAAUCGCAACAGUGGACAGCAGUACCGCAAUGGAAAUAACGGCAUGAACAAACCGCAGGGCAGUGGUUCGUCGUACGGCUCCCCACCACCUCAUUUCACAGCGCCACCCCACUUCUCACAGAUCCACCCACACCACCAGGACAUGCUAGGAGGCAAGUUCUACGGCGGCGGUGUCAGCGGCGGCGGCCCCUGCGGCUACCAGGCUGCGGUGGGAGCGGGCGUCCCCUACGCCCACCUGCCCCCUGGCCCUCUGCUCUAUGCUGCACCAGUACAGCAAUAAUUUCAUACAAGAAGUCACGCGAGACCCCUCUUAAAGGUUUGCUAUUAGAGAGGGUCUCGUUAUUAUUAUAAGCACCCAAUAUCUUUCAUUUUGCAUCUUUUUUGUCCUCGAUAUAAAAUUAUUUCUGUACUUAGCUUUAACACUCUUGGAUAGGGUCGCCCGCCUGCUUGCGGUGGUUUUUCUCUCGUAUGAGGUAAUCUUAAGAUCUGAAUGAAAAAACAGAAACGAGAAUAAUUUAUGUUCCUGAGUUCUAAAUAGUUCUAGAUUUAUUGCAAGAUUUGUUGCAAUAAAUGAGGGAUGUAUUAUUUUUUAAUAACAUAAUAAUUGAUGUUUUUGGUUAAAUUUUCUUUCUUCAGAUCAUUUAGGUAUUAAAAAUUAAUGUGGUAAGUGUGUUAUGUAUUAGUUAUAAAUCUUGUGUUCUGCUGGCCAUGUAUGUUGAGUGAAAUUGAUAAGCAUUUCAGUAAUUCAUUAUUGAAACAUUUUAAUUAAAUUCAAUUCUAAACUUGCCUUACAUUAUAUAUUCAAAAUUGUAAUUAUUCAGUCUCAUGUUCAAAAAAUAUAAAAAUGUAUCAUAGCCCGUAGGGUCGAAUAUUACGGGAGAUAUUGUGUUUUUUUUAAUUUGAAGUGGUCAGCAGAAUAAAACUAGAAAGUGGAACAACUGGACAAGUAUGUUUCACUAGUAGAGUUAAUCAUAAUUAUAUUAUCCGUUUAGAGUAGUUGAUGUGGCUACCCACUUAUGUAAUCUCGGGUGCCUUCGUUUUUAAAGUGUCUGUAUAAUGUACGAAAUGCACGAAACAUUAGAAGAUGAUUGAAAUUAUAGAAAUGAAGGUUAAAAGGCAGAAAAUAAUAUUUUAUAUAAAUUAUUUUUAUUGUUAAUAAUGAUCUUAUCCAGUGAAGAUAUGGGACAACUUAGAGUAAGAAUUUGAUAUAUUUCAAAACAAUCUGUAUUGCCAGAUAAAAUUGUGAAUAUUUUUCUUACGUACUAUGACGUCAAUGACAUUUAAAGUCAUAUUUUCAAGUUUUAUUUAUAUCGAUAUUACUAGAUCUAAUUAUAUUAAUGCCUAGGUACGUUGUUCGCCUACGAUCGUUCCACGUAACAAUAGCUAGGACUCAAAUUGAAAGUAAUACAAUAUUUCAUAACAUACUGAAAGAAUGUAAAUAAAUGCAUUUAAUUUAGAGAUAUUAAUGAUUUGAUGGUUAUAAAUCUGACAAUGAUUACUUUCUAGCCUUUAGUAAAGUAAGCGGUUUCUCAAGUGUUUUUUGAGUUUCCUUAUAUAAAAGAUAAAUAUUCACAUAAUUUGUCUAGUUUUUAUACUGGACAUCCUUUGUACGAUAAGGGGUUUCUCGGGCUAAACAUAGUGUCAAUUGGUACAAAACAUACUUGAAUCAGGUAUUAUUAUUAUGUUAGAAGCCCAUUACUGUCCAAAGAGAUAAAAAAUCUGUGAUAUUUCAUUACUUGUAACCUGUCGUUGCGUUCGUCAAUUGUUAAUGCAUAAGAGCACUUCCUUUUGUUCGGAAAGUGUUGUUUAGACAAAAGUAUAUUUUUUGACUAUUUGAGCGAAUUUCAAGAAGAAUGUUUGAGACUACAGAGUUUGGAAGUCCUUCGCAGAUAUUUUGUAUGGUAGAUGUAAGAUUUAAUAUUUUAUUGUUAUUCAGUUUUAUUUCGAGUUUACUGUAAGGUGACGAAAUUGUACCAGUUGUAAGAUGGGACGUAAUAGUUAUUAUCUAGGAAUCCGUUAAUAAUAUGUUAAGUAAAUGCAUCUGAAAGAUACGACGAUGUAGUUUUACGGACGGGUUUGAACAAGGGGUGUAACAACUCUGAGUGGGUCACGCCUAAUAGACGCACUAAAAUUGCGGGAUUCGCUUUGUUAUUUAUGUACAUUAUAAGAGAAAGACUGCAUAGAAAAAUGUAUAUUUGCAUAUUAUAUUCAUCUCAAAGAUGAUCUCCUAAGCGAACCGUGUCCUUGGUAUCAUCGUUAGUUUUAUGCAAGUUAUUUAUACAAAAAGUUUGAACCGGGUCGCGUGUAGUUAGAGAUACCGGAGGCGCUGGCGCACCGUAGGACGUGCCGGCCCAGUAGGACGCAGUGACAGCCGCGCCCGCGGCCCGCUUCCCGCCCCGGCGGCUGUAUUAUUGUGUACAAAGUACUGCACCCACCUCUUCUAAACAACUGUGAUAAUAACACUAAGUAGCAUAGCAGGCGAUUUGUAUACUAGUUACGUCCAGGAGAAGGAAUGACAUCAUAUCUGACAUAUUGUAUGUGAUAGUAAAUAUUAUGUAAUCAAGACGUGUUGUGUUGUUUUGACACGUUAUGGUUAUUAUGCGUUUUCUCUUAAACAAGACUGAUUAUAAUUAUUUCUUAAUAUUUUAUACAAGUUCCACUUCGACUGAAUGAAUUAAGAUUGUCUGUAUUGGUAGUUCUCUCGUGCUGUGUUUCACCGAAAUUUAUUAUUCACUAUGUUGGAUAUGUGUCAAAACGCCUUUCUAUAUGGUCACCAUGAUAAAAAUUAUAUUAUUUUUUCUUUUUCAUUUAUUGUGAUUGCAAAUGUUGUUGACAAAUUUGCGGCAGCGACAGUCAAAUACUAAACGUUGUUAAAAUGUUUUAAUUGUUGUUUAUUUGCAAAAUUUUAUUUAUUCACAGAUAACCGUAGAUUCAUGCUUUACGAUAAAUAAUGUUAAGGUUUAUGUUCGGAACUUUCAUUUUUGUGAAAAAUAUACAUAGAUUUUUAAGUAUGUGGCAAUGCAGAUCUUCAUAAAUAUUGAUAGUAUAAAACCUAUAUCAAAGUAGUACGUAUUUAUUUUUUUAGUAAAUGAGAAAAUGUUUUGUUGAUAACUGUCCCAAAGGGAAGUCUUCUGAAUGUUUCUGAGAAGUGCAUUUCUUCUAUGUAAUACAGUAUUAAAUUCCAAUUAAUAAAUUGAUGUGUAAUAA